This is a messenger RNA of Paramecium pentaurelia, 1276 nucleotides long. NCBI's taxonomy places the organism in Eukaryota, Ciliophora, Oligohymenophorea, Peniculida, Parameciidae. The record is from the annotation of a GenBank genome assembly.
UAUGGACGCUGCUGAAGUAUAACAUGAUGGUUCCUCACCAUCUAAGAAAGUUAAAUCAAAUCCAAAUGCUCUUAAUUCUCUUAGAGAUGUAUUUAUCAUCUAUACUCAUUCUAGCAUACUGUGGUAGUAGCAGAUACAGGCAAGAUAAAUGAUAUCUAAAAAUUCUAACCUUAAGAUGCCACCACUAAUCCAAGUUUAAUACUUGAAGCUGCCAAAUUACCAGAAUAUCAAGCCUUAAUUGAUGAUGCUAUCUAAAAAGGAAUCAAAGCUUAUUAAGUCUCCAAAUAACCAGUGUAUGUCUCUUUAUUAACCUUAAGUUAAAAAUAACCAAAAAGAACAAAUUCUAGAAAGAAGAAGGAUGAACCUGAAAAUUAAGAAAUUGUUGAACCAGAAAUACCAUAAUUCAAUUUUAAUACAUUAAAUCCAGAAGAACAAAAAAGUGUUAUUGGAUUAAUAACAGAUUAAUUGAGUGUCAAUUUUGGAUUAGAAAUCCUUAAGUUAGUUCCAGGCUAUGUUUCAACUGAAGUAGAUGCUCGUUUAAGUUAUGAUAAAUAAGCAACUAUUGAUAAAGCUAAAAGGAUUAUUCUCUUAUAUGAGCAAGCUGGUAUUUCUAAAGAGAGAAUUCUUAUAAAAAUUGCUAGUACAUGGGAAGGAAUUUAAGCAGCUAAAGCAUUAAAAAAAGAAGGAAUAUAAUGCAAUAUGACACUCAUUUUUAAUUAUCAUCAAGCUUUAGCUUGUGCAUAAGCAGGUGUUAGAUUGAUUUCACCAUUUGUUGGUAGAAUUUUAGAUUGGUUUACAAAAAAUAAAAGUGGUGAAGAUUAUUCUAAAUAAAAUCAUCCUGGUGUAAAAUUAGUAACAAGUAUUUGGAAUAGUUUUAAGAAAUUCAAAUAUGAUACUAUUGUUAUGGUAUAUAAUGAGAUUUUAUUAAUUAUUAUAGGCUGCAUCAUUACGUUUAGUAGAUGAAGCAACAGAAUUAUGUGGUUGUGAUAGGAUGACUAUUCCAAUUAAAUUACUUAAUGAUUUAUAAAGUUUAGAAGGGACAGUAUUAGAACCAAAAUUGAGAGUAGAAAAUUUGGAAAAAUUAAAUAUUGAGAAAGUAAAUGUUGAUGAAAAAACUUAUAGAUGGGAAAUGAAUUGUAAUAUUAUAUUAUUUAUUAUAUAAUAGAAGAUGCUAUGGGUACUGAAAAAUUAAAUGAAGGAAUUAGAAAGUUUGCUUAAGAUUUAGAAACUUUAGAAAAUGUAAUCAAAUAAAAAUUAACAUAAAAUAACUAAUGAA